This is a messenger RNA of Triticum aestivum (bread wheat), 1304 nucleotides long. RefSeq lists its product as uncharacterized. The coding region runs from base 74 to 1033 and encodes 319 amino acids. NCBI's taxonomy places the organism in Eukaryota, Viridiplantae, Streptophyta, Magnoliopsida, Poales, Poaceae. The record is from RefSeq and is a predicted model, not a curated record. The transcript has a single exon. Gene Ontology annotation, molecular function: protein binding.
CCCGUUAAGAAAAACGUGUUCGGAGUGAUCCAUUCUCGUGGGCGAAACCCAGAUCCCACAGAUCCGGGCGGCCAUGGGGGACGCCCGCCGCCGCCGCCGCCGCCGCCGCCGCAAGAAUUCCCGGCGGGUACCCGCGCGGGAGGGAGAUAUUGAAGCCAUUCCGGGCGAGCUUCUCGAGCUGGUGUUCCUGCGCCUCCCCUCGCCUGCCCACCUCAUCCGUGCCGCGUGCACCUGCAGGCGAUGGCGCAACGUAAUCGCGGGCGACGGCGGCAGCUUCCUCCGCCGGUUCGGCUCUCUGCCCGGCGCGUCGUCCGACCACGUUGUCGGCCACUACCGCGUCAACGAGCGCCACGGCCACCCGCGUCCGCCUGGCCUUAACCCCGUAUUCGUCCCGUCCUCCUCCUCUUCCUCGCCGAGGGCGGACGCCGUCGCCGCUCGGAACCUCGCGCUCGACUUCCUCCCGCGGGGGGAGUUUGGCGAUUGCGGCUGGGAGCUCGCCGACAUCCGGGGCGGCCUGCUGCUCCUCUUCCACUCGGAGCUGGCGCCAGGCAUCCUCAUCUGCGAUCCCCUGAGGCGAUGCUUCAGGGAAAUCCCUCGCUCGGCGUGGUUCCACGGCUGCCACAUGCUGGGCGCUUUCCUCCUCGACGGCGAGGACGAGGACGCGGCCGCGGGCAUCAGCCUGACAAACUUCAGGGUGACGUGCGCGCUCUUUCGCUUUGGGGACCGCAACGCCAGGGCCUGCGCCUUCUCGUCCGCCGGCGGCGGCUGGACCUCCGGCGCCGCACGUAGCAGCACACCAGUCUGCCGCGACAGGGAGUUGGCCCCCAUCUAUUUCGCAGGGAGCACCAAACGGGUCGCCUACUGGACGGUCGGAGACAACGUUGUUCUUGCUCUGCACAAGGACAACGCCGAGCUCCUCGCUGGUGUCCUGCUGGACGACAUAGAGUACGCCGUGCUCCGGGACAAGCGACAUGCCACGGAGUACGCAUACCAGCUGCCAUGGCCACCUACGAUCGAAGCUUGCGUGACAUAGCUGCAUUGGUGGGCUGUGGAUAGGCCAUGGCAUCGUCCCAGGUUCUCAAUUCCUCAAUCUGCCGUUUAUCGUGAUGAUCCUCGAGGACCAUGUGUGUCUGUCCAUAGGCAUCAAGUGGCAAACAAUUUCAGAUGUUUACAAGUUCAGUUCGUUGGAUUGUUUCUUGUUGCUGUUUUGAACAUUUAUCUGUUCUUCAGAUUACUUUCAUAAACUUGAAACUGUUUGUAUCUGUUUUGAACAUUAAUCUGGUCUUCAGUUUACUUUCAUAAAA